Messenger RNA from Epinephelus moara (kelp grouper), 3191 nucleotides. RefSeq names its product eukaryotic translation initiation factor 4, gamma 2b (gene eif4g2b). The transcript is spliced from 21 exons. Gene Ontology annotation, molecular function: protein binding; mRNA binding; translation initiation factor activity. Bases 1 to 2856 code for a protein of 951 amino acids. Lineage: Eukaryota; Metazoa; Chordata; Actinopteri; Perciformes; Serranidae. The record is from RefSeq and is a predicted model, not a curated record. Gene Ontology annotation, cellular component: eukaryotic translation initiation factor 4F complex.
AUGUCCGGUAAAAAGCUCUCAACCUCCAUGUCCAUCCCACCUGUGGUGGAAGCUGCGGUGCACUGCUCCCCCAUAACACCGUUUUCCCCAUCCCUUCCUAUUAUUCUUAUUCUUUUGAGUAUUCUUCAUUGUCAAGCCGCCAAAGUGGAGAGUGUGAUUGCAGAAGGGGGUGCUUCUCGUUUCAGUGCUUCUUCGGGGGGAGGAGGUGGUAGGGGUGCACCUCAGCACUAUCCCAAGACUGUCGGCAACAGCGAGUUCCUGGGGAAAACCCCAGGGCAAAGCGUUCAGAGAUGGGUUCCUUCACGAAGCACUAGACGAGAUGUCAACUCCAGCAACGAAAAAGAGCGACACGAUGCAAUCUUCAGGAAAGUGAGGGGCAUACUCAACAAACUCACGCCUGAGAAGUUUGACAAGCUAUGCCUUGAGCUCCUGAACGUGGGCGUAGAUUCAAAACUCGUCCUUAAAGGAAUCAUCUUGCUGAUUGUAGACAAAGCCCUAGAAGAGCCGAAGUAUAGCUCGCUCUAUGCUCAGCUAUGUCUGCGCUUGGCAGAGGACGCACCAAACUUUGAUGGCCCUUCAUCUGAGAUCCAAACAUCCCAAAAGCAGAGCACAACCUUCAGAAGACUGCUGAUUUCCAAACUUCAAGAUGAAUUUGAGAACCGCACCAGAAAUGUUGAAAUCUAUGACAAACAUGACAACCCUCUUACUUCUGAGGAGGAGGAGCAGCGUGCCAUUGCCAAGAUCAAGAUGCUUGGCAACAUUAAAUUCAUCGGGGAACUUGGCAAACUCGACCUCAUCCACGAAUCUAUCCUUCAUAAGUGCAUCAAAACACUUCUGGAAAAGAAGAAGAGAGUCCAGCUCAAGGAUAUGGGGGAGGAUCUGGAGUGCCUCUGUCAGAUAAUGAGAACAGUGGGGCCGAGACUCGACCAUGAGAAAGCAAAGUCUUUAAUGGAUCAGUAUUUUGGCCGUAUGCGAUCCUUAAUGAACAACAAGGAGUUGCCCGCAAGGAUCCGCUUCCUGCUGCAAGACACAGUGGAACUGCGAGAAAACAACUGGGUCCCCCGCAAGGCUUUCAUCGACAACGGACCAAAGACGAUUAACCAGAUCCGUCAGGAUGCAGUGAAAGAUUUGGGUGUUUUCAUCCCAGCACCCAUGUCUCAGGGGAUGAGGAUGGACUUCUUCUUGGAAAGCCCCUUCAUGCCCAACAGAAUGAAGCUGGACAGGGAGACUCUCGGGGGAUUGGCUGAUAUGUUUGGGCAGAUGCCAGGCAGUGGUAUUGGAACUGGCCCGGGGGUUAUUCAGGAUAGGUACUCGCCCACUAUGGGACGCCAUCGCACCAACCCGCUCUUCAACGGCCACAGUGGCCACAUCGCCCCUCCACCACAGUCACAGUUCGACAUGGGGCCAAAGUCUUUUGUUAAGUCCAACCAGGUUCAGAACCAGCAUUUCCUCAACCAGAACCAGAACCACUUGGCCCAGCAGCAGGUCCAGUCCAAGGACAUGCCUCCACGAUUCAGCAAGAAAGGACAGCUCAAUGCAGAUGAGAUCAGCCUCAGGCCUGCUCAGUCAUUCCUCCUCAACAAGAACCAGGUACCCAAGCUCCAGCCCCAGAUCCCCACCAUGAUGCCUCCUAGUGCCCAACCCCCACGCACUCAAACCCCCCCUCUGGGACAGCCUCCACAGCUUGGCCUGAAGACCAACCCUCCGCCCAUCCAAGAGAAACCUCAGAAGACAAACAAGAAACCUCCUCCUGCCAGGGAGGAACUGCUGAAAAUGACGGAGGCGAUCGUGACUGAGUACUUGAACAGUAAGAACCUGACCGAGGCUGUGAGCGGCGUGCGAGACAUGAAGGCUCCCAAGCACUUCCUGCCGGAGAUGCUGAGUAAGAUCAUCGUGUGUUCCCUGGACCGUCCUGAUGAGGACAAGGAGCACGCCAGCACUCUGAUCCACACGCUCCGCACGGAGGGCCUCAUCACUGGAGAGAACUUCAUGCAGGCUUUCCUCAACGUCCUGGACCAGUGCCCUAAGAUCGAGCUGGACGUUCCCCUGGUGAAGUCCUACCUGGCCCAGUUUGCGGCUCGGGCCAUCAUCGCAGAGCUGGUGAGCGUGGCGGAGCUGGCUCACCCCCUGGAGAACGGCACGCACUUCCCUCUCUUCCUGCUCUGCCUGCAACAGACGGCCAAGCUGAAGGACCGAGAGUGGCUCACCGACCUCUUCCAGCAGAGCAAGGUCAACAUGCAGAAGAUGCUCCCAGAAAUUGAUCAGAACAAGGACCGCAUGCUGGAGAUCCUGGAGGGGAAGGGCCUGAGCUUCCUGUUCCCGCUGCUGAAGCUGGAGAAGGAGCUGCUGAAGCAGAUAAAGGCAGACCCCUCUCCUCAGUCCAUCUACAAGUGGAUUAAAGACAACAUCUCACCCAAGCUUCAUACUGAUAAAGGCUUUGUCAACAUCCUCAUGACCAGUUUCCUCCAGUACAUCUCCCAGGAGCUGUGCAUGGCGGAGGGCGACGAGCAGCUGGCGGCCCCCUCCAAAGAGCAGCUGGAGCAGGAGAAGCAGCUGCUGCUGGCCUUCAAGCCCGUCAUGCAGAAGUUCCUGCACGACCAUACUGAGCUGCAGGUCAGCGCCCUCUACGCCUUGCAGGUGCACUGCAAUGCCAACACGUUCCCGAAAGGCAUGCUGCUGCGCUACUUCGUCAACUUCUACGACAUGGAGAUCAUUGAAGAAGAAGCCUUCCUCGCAUGGAAAGAAGACAUUACCCAAGAAUUCCCUGGAAAAGGAAAAGCUUUAUUCCAGGUCAACCAGUGGCUCACCUGGCUGGAGACAGCGGAGGAGGAGGAGUCAGAGGACGAAGCAGACUGAGAAACCAAGAAGAAGCAUCACGGUGUAGAAGAUCGACCUUCUCUCAUUAGUACACUCGCCUUUCCUUUAUUUAACUCCAUUCUUGAUUUAACCACUACCACGUGGCACUUAGCUGCUUCUGCCUCGCCAAUAUAAACCGAAAGCUUGUAGAGCCUCGCGUGUCACCACCCGCUCCGUGACGACGGGCCAGGGAGCAUCAUUUGACCUGUUGCCUGAUGGAUGUUUGAUUUUCGGAUCUGUGUCCUGAUCAGCUUACAUGAAUUCUGCAGUCUGCAGUGGCUCAACCAUGUCUCGUCGCUCAGACUCUGUUCAGUUAGUAACUUUUUUUUUUUUUU